Molecule: messenger RNA, 1131 nt
Organism: Penicillium riverlandense
Lineage: Eukaryota; Fungi; Ascomycota; Eurotiomycetes; Eurotiales; Aspergillaceae
Product: Zn(II)2Cys6 transcription factor domain-containing protein
Exons: 3
Coding region: 1-1131 (376 amino acids)
Biological process (GO): regulation of DNA-templated transcription
Molecular function (GO): zinc ion binding; DNA-binding transcription factor activity, RNA polymerase II-specific
Source: RefSeq, a predicted model, not a curated record
AUGUCGUGGCAGCCUAAGCUCCGCCCCAAGGGCUUUCCGCAUACCAUGGACAGUUUCGCCGCCAUGGACUCAUUCGCGGAGCUGGAGCACCGCUCGAGACAUGUAGAAGACAAGCGCGAUCAGCGCGUGUUCCGGGUCAAGCGCAAGCAUGUUCUCAAAGCGUGCGAUCGGUGCCGCGUGAAGAAGACUAAGUGCGAUGGGAAACAGCCCUGCAACCGCUGCUCGGUAUACAACCACCCAUGCCUCUUCCGCGAGAGAAAGGCGACGCAGACCAAAGUUUACUCUCGGGGAUUCGUCGAGAUGCUCGAGUCCCACCAUUCAUUAGUCGUCAAGGCACUCCAGAAACUAUACAAGUUCUGCAUCAACAACGAAGGCUUCCCCGGCGAGCCCCUCGCCGAAGCACCAGACGGCCACCCUCUAACACACACGAUCCUCGACCGCCUAGGGCUGAUCAAGCAAGCCGAAGAAAACGCCGACGAUCCAGACGAGGACUCCGAGGACCUGCGCUACCUCCGCCUGUUAUCCACGUCAACAGAAUGCAGCGCCACGGCCGAACCGUCCCCUGAACCGGCCACGCCCCCGGAACCCUCCCCGACAGUGCUCUCCUCUCCUUCUUCUUCCUCGGCUUGCAACAACCCCGGCUCUGUACCAGUGCCAACUUCUUCCCUCCCGGGAGGGCGCCACCAUUCACACAGCUGGUCGUGGGAUAUGCACCCCGUUCACCACCAGACUGCGUAUCACCACAGCUUCCCCGAGAAUGGAUUCCAGCAUGAUAUUAUGGCCGUGCAGCGCAACUCCAUAGGAGGUGGCGCAACAUAUCUAGCGCCAACUGAGAUACCGUCCCAUGUCGACGUGUCUGCUGGAUCGUCCGUGUCCCAUGACUCUGCAGGUUUUCCAUGUUAUCUGGAUGCCUCCGAUAGAGGAGUGGUGCCAGGUGGUGCCAGCAAUAAACCCGCCGCGCAGCGUGUCCCGCCCGGUAUCGGCAUAAUGGGCGAUGCGCAUUCCCAUUCCCAGCAUCUCUCCGGUGGUGGCAUGUCUAGUGACAUGCUUGGCGGAGUCUAUCACUACCAAAACCAGGAGGCCUCGUUCUAUCACGGAUUUACGCCUGGUUGGACUUUUCCGGCGGGAUGA